GACACAUGGUCAAAAGAAUGAUGAUUAAAAUAAUUUUAAUUUUUGUCGGAUUUUUUUCCGUGUCUAAUCCACAAAAUCAUUUUAUGCCAAACUUGCCUUUUGGAGAAUAUCGUUUAAUUCUUGAUAAAGUAUAUCCAUGUGAAUCCACCAGAAACCAUUCAAUUAAAAUUAAUUUGUAUUUCAGUAAAAAGACAUCAAGUACAACUGAGUUGAAAGGCAAUUUUACAUUUUUAAUACCUCUUGACGACACUCUAAUAUUUGAUACGAAUCUUUCGUCAUGGGGUUCAACAGGAGGUUGGAUACCAAAUGCAUACAUUAUGAUAGUCAAAAAGCCAUGUAGUACAUUGAAACACACCAUGGGAAAAGCGUGGCUUAUGCUUUUAAAAGCUUUUAAUAUGCCAUCCACAUGUCCAAUACCAGUGGGUGCGUUCACUACUUCAGGAUUAGAUGUGAUGGAUUUAAUUGAAAGUCAUAACUAUCCCAAAGUCUUUUUUUAUGGAAAAUAUAAGGCUGUGGGAAAGCUUAAAAAUAUAAAAAAUCAAGUAGUUGGCUGUUUGGCUUUGGAGUUCACACUUUUACGACCGUGGGAAAAACCAUUUUGAUUUUAAUACACUAUACGCACUAUCUUAUUUUUUUAAAAAAAAAUAGAAAAACCAAUUUUUUAAACAAUAUUAUAAUACAAACUAACAAAUAUAUAAAUAAAUGUAAUCUAAACCGAUAUUUUUAUUUCUUUAUUGGUUGAUAAAAUAUUUAUUCGUAGAUUAAAAGCA
Messenger RNA from Aphis gossypii (cotton aphid), 770 nucleotides. RefSeq lists its product as uncharacterized. The record is from RefSeq and is a predicted model, not a curated record. NCBI's taxonomy places the organism in Eukaryota, Metazoa, Arthropoda, Insecta, Hemiptera, Aphididae. The transcript has 4 exons. Bases 6 to 602 code for a protein of 198 amino acids.